UGAAACCCUAGAAAGUCAUUACCAUUUGCCGAGAAUCAAGAACAAGAGAGAGAGAGAGGAAGAAGAUGGCUUCAGCCUUCCGUCUAUUUCAAAGAUCAACGGUUUCCGUGGGAACAUUUCUUAGUCGUGAUCAAGGACUCCAAUCAGCUACAUCAAUUGGUUCUAGACUUUCUAAACUCCGUGGAUCUGUUCCCAACAAUCUAUCUUCUUCAAUCUCUCACACCCCAAAAAAUCGUCUAUUCUCGUCCAGGCUUCCGGUGGAACUUUGUUGUUAUGAUUCAUUGAUGCCGCUCCAUUCUGCUACUGCUUCGUCCUUGCUAAUAUCCAAGUUGUCUUCUGAGGUUGGUCAAUGGGGAUGUCUUUCUGAAGGAUUUGCCACUCCACUAUAGCAGGACCUUUAAGAAGAAGAGAAUCAGUAAUGCUGGGGAUUUUUUGUUGUCUUCAGAAUCCUUUCCCUUUGUCAGAAUAAGUUAUUUGGAUCAUAGAAAUGAAUGAGAGAUAGCAAGAUCAAACACAUAUAAUGUUUAUUUGAUUGAAAUGCUUCAGUUUAACCAUUUGCUGCAUUUUUGUAAUCCUAGUGUUUAUUUGACAGGUUUCAUUUCAUUUUGGCUAAGAACAACUUUUUGUU
Molecule: messenger RNA, 628 nt
Organism: Impatiens glandulifera
Lineage: Eukaryota; Viridiplantae; Streptophyta; Magnoliopsida; Ericales; Balsaminaceae
Exons: 3
Coding region: 66-389 (107 amino acids)
Cellular component (GO): mitochondrion
Source: RefSeq, a predicted model, not a curated record